This is a messenger RNA of Cooperia oncophora, 345 nucleotides long. Lineage: Eukaryota; Metazoa; Nematoda; Chromadorea; Rhabditida; Trichostrongylidae. The record is from the annotation of a GenBank genome assembly.
AUGCCUAGUCGCCCGUCAUAUGGCUUGCGUAUGAGGAAACAGGUGGUGAUCUUCACUCAGCCAAACUCAUCAGAUCUUGGAAGCUUUCUACAACCGAGAUAUGUCAAUUUGCCGCAGUUCGCCGAAAUAUUCGAAAUGGAUGUCUAUGGUUUCGAUUAUUCGGGGUACGGGUAUUCAACAGGAACUGUAUCCGAGAAGAACAUCUAUGCCGAUAUCCGUGCUGUUUAUGAUCAUAUCCGCCGAACUCGGCCAAAUAAACAGGUCAGCACUGUGCUAGUACUUGCCGCACUAAAUCGCAGUUCAUCUUUUUUCCUGAUGUCCAGCUGCCAGGGGGAGGCACAAUAG